This is a messenger RNA of Lingula anatina, 1082 nucleotides long. RefSeq lists its product as uncharacterized. The record is from RefSeq and is a predicted model, not a curated record. Lineage: Eukaryota; Metazoa; Brachiopoda; Lingulata; Lingulida; Lingulidae. Gene Ontology annotation, biological process: cell-cell signaling.
AUGAAAAAGGUUCAAUCCGCUGUGGGAUCACGAACACUGAAAGCAGGAAAUGCCAGGGACUGUUUCGUAAACGCGUGUGGAAAGUGCAAGGGAUCAGGGUCUGUUUGGGAAAAGAAAGUACGCUCAUGUCUGGCGUUCCUGGGCGAUUUCAUACCCAAAGCCAGUACUCCGUUUAGAGAUAUGCACAACAAGGCGGCGUUCUUUAACACCGAGAAUCCAAACUCCACUGUCCAUCACUUAUCGUGUGACCAGAUGGUCUGCCUGGAGAACACAAUAUUACACGGGAUUCUGGUUGAUACUGUGACGGCCACCUAUCGACCAGAAAAUAAUGACAUUGAAAAACGCCUGUACAGUGGGGCAGAAAACCCGAGUCCAAUAAUGGACUUGUUAGAGCAAGUGAUGGCAAUGCGUGCUUCUGGUCACGUUAGGGUGUAUAUUGAGCGAGAUACCGACCUCUCUGCUCUACAUAAUGUGAUUAAGAUUUUGCUGGUACACAACUCCAAGGUGACCAAUGUGACAUUCCACGUGACCCCCGAUGCCAACAAGGACUACAUCAACGAGGGUCUUCAGCGCAAGAUAGAGAACUGGGCAGGCUCGGCGUGUCCGACGCGCAGUAGAGUGGCCAUUUCUCCGUUCACAGUAGAUGAUGUGCCUCGCCACCGCGUGCGACGCAGUUUAGAGAAUAGCAAAGCCAGAAACGACAUGAAACGUGACCUUCACCACUGGGAGUUGAACUGGUUAAUGCGGAACUGAGACACUGAUGAAUGAAGCACACCACUUUUGGUCGUGCUGUUUGAAAAACUACAUGACGCUUUAUUAAAGUAUGUGUACUUACUGUCAGUCACAUGUCGCGUGAUUCUAAAUGUGGAACUUAAUAUGACAAUGAGCUUAGAUUAUUGAGACAUUGAAUUGAUUGAAAAUGGGGGUCAGUGUGACAGAGGGUCUGCCCACCAUUAGUUACAUAUAUGUUCGUAAAAAAAGAGAUUGAGAUUAGUGGGCCAAAAUCUGUAAAAACCAGUGGCAUCGGUUUUUUUAAUUUGGUCAACUUUGUGUAGAGUCACAUUGUCUAUAUUAAAAAAAAA